AUGACUGUUGUAUGGGAAGACGCCGGCACCGCUGGACGUUAUCGAGUCCAGAUCAUGGUCCCGCAGCGCUCCAACAGCCUUUCAAACCAAGUGUCAGAACUGAGCCUGAAGCGACGAAGGCACGUCUCUCCGGAUGUCGUCAUAUAUGAGUCUCCCCAGACAGACCCCAAGUGGAGAGACGAAUAUACCCAGUUCGGCGGCCUCGACGAUGUAGAUCUUCCUCGACGGAAGCUUCUUUUCAUGCCGGGUGAUGACCUUCACAGUCUCACCAAUGCGAAGCCGCGAAGGUGGACUUACAAAGAGCGCGUUUACCUUUGUGUCAUGUACCGAUACUUUGCCAACGACUUCGACGAUAUCACACUUGUUUUCAAUAAGUGCUUCAAAAGCGUGGUCGAGCGCCGCGUGCUAAAGUCUCAGUACAUUAGUGAGCUUCGUUGGUACGGUUAUGACCGUGCGUGGGUACAAGUCAACAGGGACACCGCAUUCGCAAACAUAGGCGAGAAAUGGGAGGCCGUGAUCGAAGAGCUCGAAGCCUGCGCGGCAAUGUGCUCUGUCGAACUUGUGCCGCGGAGCAUCGACCCGCCGGAUCUGUUCGCGAAGGAAGCAAAGCCUAGGUCUCCCGGGACUAUCAAGCGCCUUAGACAGCUCAAGAAGCUGAGCAAAGUACCCAUCAGUCUCAGCGAUGAUGAGGAAGAAGACGGAUAUGACGAAUCGACCCAUUCUCCAACCUCGGACGCGUCACUACUGGUAGUAACGCCCUCUACACUUCCAUCGUCACAAGCAAGUCAAAGCCCCGAGUCACCGCUCUCAUCUCCUGCAGACAGCGUAGCAAGCCCCUUCCAGCAUCUCGACAGACCAAGAUUCACAUUCCGAUGCGACCACGCUACAUCUGGCACAAUCCGAGACGCACGCGGUCUGAUCGGAGGAGAGUUCGAUACCUGGCCGAACCUUGAGCGUAAGACGUGGCCCACCGCAGACGACAUCUGCCUACAAGACCAAGUAAUCCGACAUAUCUGGCGCUCGGACAGUAGCCGUCCUUACUCUACACUCGUUUCGACGUCCACAAGCUUGCUGGAGCUGUUUCGCCGCGCCGUGCCGAAUAUAGAGACCGCCACUAUCAGUGUGAUUGAAUACGCAAAAAUCGCAAACCACACCUAUCACGCUGAAAGCCUUAUUCGUCGCUUGAAGCCAACAGGCAAUUUCAUUGGCAUGCACUACAAGGGCACGUGCGAAUACCUAACAUACAGCUAUAUCCCCAACGGCGCCAUCGUACACGAGUUCAAGUUCGCAGACCUGCAAAACCGCCUCGUACACGCUGGCUACGGCGCCGCUAUCCUCGAGCGUGUUGUUGGCAAACAUGUAUCCACGGUCAAAAGACAGAUGUUCGAGAGUCCUAUCCCGGCUGAUAAUCGCGGUGCCGGCCUGAUCGGGAUCAUCGCGUCGUUCUUUGGCGUGACUGCGGAUUCAGAUUCGGAUUACGUCCAAUUGAUCGUUGUGCUACUGAUGGACGCCCUAGUCAUCGAGUUUGCAAUUGAGCCUACCGAGGUAGAAAUCGACAGUAUUGUACAACACUUUGUCAGCGAAUUACUCCGGCAGCCUGAUGGCAACUUUGCACCUCUGGAUGAUUCCCACUUCCAUACGCUCAAAUCCGGCUUCAUACUAGGCUUAGUCCAGGGACACCAGAAGUUGAAAAUUGAGAAACACAUACAGGUUGAGCACACGAUCUGCAUGUGUAAUUGUACUUCUGAUGAAAGUUUGCUUGCAAUCACCAGCACCGGUGAUUACAGGCGUAGCGGCUUCAUCAAGCUCGCCUAG
Pseudovirgaria hyperparasitica is the source of this 1815-nucleotide messenger RNA. RefSeq lists its product as uncharacterized. The transcript has 8 exons. The record is from RefSeq and is a predicted model, not a curated record. NCBI's taxonomy places the organism in Eukaryota, Fungi, Ascomycota, Dothideomycetes, Acrospermales, Acrospermaceae. The coding region runs from base 1 to 1815 and encodes 604 amino acids.